Molecule: messenger RNA, 474 nt
Organism: Rotaria sp. Silwood2
Lineage: Eukaryota; Metazoa; Rotifera; Eurotatoria; Philodinida; Philodinidae
Source: the annotation of a GenBank genome assembly
AUGGAUUUUGGCUUAUCAAUGAAUCCGAAUAUUGAUAUUGGACAAAUAGAAGGUGCAUUUAUGCAAGGAGUAGACAUGGUUACAAUGGAAGAAUUAAUAUGGGGUGAUGAGAAACACAAAUGGUUAGAACCUGGCUGUUUAUUCACUCAAGGACCAGGAACAUAUAAAAUACCGUCAUUUAACGAUGUACCAAUUGAUUUUCGUAUUUCUUUAUUUAAAAAUGCACCGAAUCCAUUUGCUAUUUUUUCAUCAAAAGGUGUGGGUGAACCAGCAAUAACUUUAUCAACCACUGUUUUGUUUGCUAUUAAAAAAGCAAUUGACUCAUAUCGACGUGAUAAUGGUUUAAAUGAAUUCUUUGUAUUGAAUAGUCCAGCAACAUGUGAAAAGAUAUGUAUGGCAUGUGUAGAUAAUUUUACAAAAGAAGCAGUCGGCGAAGAAAAAUAUGAACACUUUCAACCGAACGGAAGUUAUUAA